AUGACUUCCCAUGACAUGGAUCAGUCCAUCAGUAAAGACAAUGACAUUGAGAUAAUCAAGCGGGAAGAGCCCGAAAAGCCACAAAAUGACCACCAGCGGCUUCCUGAUGUUGUAGAUACCCCGACAUUACUCCAAUCGUUUGAUCUUCCCACUCCUCUGCCGGGAAACACAGAUCUUUUUGGUGAUUUAGAUCAUCUGAAGUCCAACGGAGACUUCCUAUCUCCGAAUCUUGGAGCCCUUUCUGAGUUUGGCAAUGGCAUGGAUGCCACCCAGCCGAACGAUGUCGAUCACAACUACUCGGGGCCCUCACAAGAUAUGCCAAUCCAUUACCUCCAUUACCUCCACUUACAGAGCCGGUGA
This is a messenger RNA of Sungouiella intermedia, 360 nucleotides long. Lineage: Eukaryota; Fungi; Ascomycota; Pichiomycetes; Serinales; Metschnikowiaceae. The record is from the annotation of a GenBank genome assembly.